AUGAGUUCUCCUGCACUGUGUCGGUUUAUACCGGCAGUCUCAAGACUGGCCACAAAAGGAGUUGUCGUGCCACGAUUAUCUGUCAAGUCUCAGCUACGUCCAUGGGCAUACCUUUCUGGGAGGUCAUUUUCUGCGAGACCUGCCUUACUUGUGAAGAAAUACACCGAGGAUCAUGAGUGGAUAGAGCUUGACAGCGACGGCAAAACGGGAACGAUAGGUAUUACCGAAUAUGCGGCCAAAGCCCUUGGAGAUGUUGUCUACGUUGAACUUCCUGAAAUCGGCAUGGAAGUGACAAAAGGUGACACAAUUGGCGCAGUCGAGUCCGUCAAGUCUGCCUCCGAUAUCAUGACGCCUGUGUCGGGCAAGAUCUCAGACCAUAACAAGCUGUUGGAAGAGAAGCCUGGGACGAUCAACAAGAGCCCAGAGUCCGAGGGUUGGCUGGCAAAGAUUGAAGUGACGAAUUUGAAUGAGCUCGACGGUCUCAUGAGCAAAGAGGACUACGAUAACUUCGAGAAAGAAUGA
Molecule: messenger RNA, 522 nt
Organism: Cladophialophora psammophila CBS 110553
Lineage: Eukaryota; Fungi; Ascomycota; Eurotiomycetes; Chaetothyriales; Herpotrichiellaceae
Product: glycine cleavage system H protein
Exons: 3
Coding region: 1-522 (173 amino acids)
Biological process (GO): glycine decarboxylation via glycine cleavage system; protein lipoylation
Cellular component (GO): glycine cleavage complex; cytoplasm; mitochondrion
Source: RefSeq, a predicted model, not a curated record